AAGUGGCUCUGUAUGACACUUUAAUUACCAUAAAGCAGAAGGUGAAACAACGUUACGUAGCAUUAUUAGAAAAAGAAAAAGAAGAAACGCAUUUAUUUUUAAUCCGAUUGCGUAACUAAUUGAGAUACAACGCUUAGAUAUGUGAUAAAAAAUGAGUAAGAGUAAAAAAAAAAUUAAUCAUUGUGCAGUGUUUAAGCCACGAACGAAAAAUGAUGAUAAUGCUGAAUUAUCGAAUACUAUGAUUAUAUGCGCAAGAAAAACUGGUCAACUAAAUCUCUCGUCGAAAGGAUUAUUUUCUGUACCAAAAAGGGUAUGGACUAUAAAUCAGUUAACAGAGGAUGAAUUAAAAGAAUUAAAUUUUGAACUUGAUUAUGAUGAAACAGAGCAGCGAUGGUGGGAACAAGAAUCAUUAAAAACAUUAGACUUAAGUUGUAAUUGUCUAACUACUAUUAAUGCAAGAAUAAGAUACUUAAAUGAUCUUACUGAGCUGGAUUUACACAACAACUUAUUAAAAAGAUUGCCAAUGGAAAUAGGAAAUUUAACUAAACUGAUAACUUUAGAUUUAUCAUAUAACAAAUUGGAAGUACUACCUAUUCAAUUUUAUCAUCUUCUGGAAUUACGUAAUUUAAAUUUGAAGUAUAAUAUUUUAAAGGAACUUGAUACUGGAAUUACUGAUUUAAUAAUGUUAAGCCAUUUGGAUUUAUCUCAUAAUAAUUUAAUUGAAUUACCCAUUGGCAUGGGAUACCUUGUUAGAUUAAUUUUUCUGGAUGUGAGCCAUAAUUCCUUAAAAUGUUUACCAUCUGAUAUAAUGAGUAUGAGAGCAUUAGAAAAAUUAAUUGCAAAUUCUAAUGAAUUGGAAGAAUUACCAUCUUUAAGUGAAUUACGAAAAGUUGAAACAAUAAUGUUUCAAAAUAACAAAUUAACAACAUUUCCUGAUUUAUCUGGAUGUGUUGCAUUGAAAGAACUUAAUUUAUCUGAAAACAAUAUUGUUGAUUUUAAUAUAUUGCAUUUAGAAGAAGUAAGGAAGUUAAAAAUAUUAAUAUUAGGGGAUAACAGCAUAAAAGCUAUUCCAGAAGGAAUAAUUCAGUUAAUAAAUUUGGAAUACCUUGACUUAUCAAAUAAUAAUAUAUCUUUAAUACCUGUAUGUAUUGGUAUAAUGCCAAAUUUAAAAAAAUUCUCUGUUGAGGGAAAUAAUAUACAAAAUGUAAGAGCUGAUAUAAUAAGUUGUGGUACAUCUCGUAUUUUAAAACACUUACAACAAAGUAUAGAUACUGCAAAUGUAAAUGUAGAUCAUUCAGUAUUAUCAAAUACAAGUACAGUUGUGUACCCAAACAAAUAUAUGAUGAAAAAUACAAGAAUGUUGAGUCUAGCAGGUCAUGAUUUAACCGACUUGUCAAUAGAAGUAUUAGAAGAUGCAAAUGCAGCAGGCGUAACAUUAAUCGAUUUAAGUAGAAACCAUAUGCGUGAAUUACCCGAAAUGUUAUCCAUAAUUACAACCGUUACAGAUUUAAAAUUAACAUCUAAUCUUCUAACACAUUUACCAGAAUGGAUUGGUGAAAAAUAUGAACAUUUACAGGCAUUGGAUUUAAGCAAAAAUCAUUUGUUAUCAUUACCAUCAACAAUUGGUUUAUUUAAAUAUUUACGAAGUAUUGAUAUUUCUUUUAACAGAUUCACCGAACUACCGGAAGAUAUUUAUGAAAUAAGUACUUUAGAAACGUUAGAGGCGAAUGAUAAUUUGAUAGCGAAUAUCGAUGUUUCAUUGUUGAAGAAAUUAAAAAGGCUUGCCAUUUUAAAUCUUGCAAAUAAUAAUAUUGACAAUGUGCCAGCAGAAUUAGGAAAUUUAACAAACAUAAGGUCUCUCAUAUUAUUUGGAAACUGCUUCAAAAAUCCAAGACAAGCUAUUUUAGCAAAAAGCACAGAUGAAAUUCUUGCAUAUCUUCGUAAUCGAAUACCUCAACAAUCGUAAAAACAAGAUAAUAAAUAGAUAUUUAAAGUACAAACGCGAUAGGCUAUUUCGAGCUAUAUUCAAAAUAUUUUUCACAAUAUAUGGUCUUGCAAGAGGACAUUUAGAUUUGUGAAUCUGGGUUUUUCACGAUACUUAAAUGAAAGAGGAUAUAGCUUUUUACAAAAAUCUAUGAUGUAUUAUAAUCAACAUAUGAUCCUAUUUCGUUCAAGUCUCAGAUUUGAUAGAUCGAAUUAAUGCAUCUUGUUGUCCCCUUGUUAAAACACUGUUGGUUUAUAAUUUCUUUUCUAACUCUAUAUCUUAUCUAAUAUAUUACAGGCCAAGUAUUGCGGAAAAAUAGUUAUGUAUACUUCGAUAUACAUUACACAAAAUUCAGGUUUAUAUUUAAUAAUAAUAUAUAUUUAUUCCACGUUAAAAUGAUAUCGAAUUUAUUCCCCUAUUACCAGAAAGUAACAUUAUUAUCCGAUGUAACGUAACCUAUAUUCUCAUGCAUUUUACCGUUAGUAUUUUAUUUCAUUGUUAUUUUUUUGUCGUAUAAGAAAUAAAUUUAUUUCAUUCUGUGAAAA
This is a messenger RNA of Vespula pensylvanica (western yellowjacket), 2529 nucleotides long. RefSeq names its product leucine-rich repeat-containing protein 40-like. Bases 152 to 1966 code for a protein of 604 amino acids. Lineage: Eukaryota; Metazoa; Arthropoda; Insecta; Hymenoptera; Vespidae. Gene Ontology annotation, molecular function: protein binding. The record is from RefSeq and is a predicted model, not a curated record. The transcript is spliced from 10 exons.